Messenger RNA from Rana temporaria (common frog), 2464 nucleotides. RefSeq names its product gamma-glutamyltransferase 1 (gene GGT1). Bases 76 to 1878 code for a protein of 600 amino acids. The transcript has 13 exons. Gene Ontology annotation, cellular component: plasma membrane. Gene Ontology annotation, molecular function: glutathione gamma-glutamate hydrolase. Gene Ontology annotation, biological process: regulation of immune system process; peptide modification; regulation of inflammatory response. The record is from RefSeq and is a predicted model, not a curated record. Lineage: Eukaryota; Metazoa; Chordata; Amphibia; Anura; Ranidae.
AGAGGAAAGUUCAUUAUACGUCUCCCUGCCCCGUCUCCUCCUCUCAGUAAAUUAUAACCAGCCCCUGUCAGCUUAAUGGCUCAACAGACAGAAGAACUUGCCACACUCACCUUAUCUCAGCAGCACAAUUACUGCAGAACCACAACUGAGAGCGCCAUGCGGAGUCGCCAUCUUAUAAUAGGAUUUCUGUCCAUUGUACUGGUUACACUUGCUUUGUUCUUGGGAUUGUUUUUUGGACUGCGUUCGAACCCUAAGGAGAUUAUCGCGAGCGCACAGAUCUAUGGAAAAGCAGCUGUAGCUACAGAUGCUGGAAAAUGUUCUGAGAUUGGAAGAGAUGUUCUUAAAGAAGGUGGAACAGCAGUUGAUGCUGCUAUUGCUUCAUUGGUGUGUGUUGGACUCCUGAAUGCUCACAGCAUGGGAAUUGGAGGAGGGGUGAUUCUUACUAUAUAUAACCCUAAAACAGGAAAUGCUGAAAUAAUAAAUGCUCGAGAGACAGCACCAUCGAAUGCCAGUGAGGGGAUGUUUGGGAAUAGUACUGCGUUAUCACAAAAAGGUGGAUUGUCCAUAGCAGUACCAGGAGAGAUUCGAGGAUACAAGGUCGCACACGAGCGACAUGGCAAGUUGCAAUGGAAACGUUUGUUUGAGCCGAGCAUUAAAUUGGCAAGAGAAGGAUUUCCAGUUGGCCUGGGCCUGUCUCAGGGCCUGUCUUCUGCCAAGGAUCAUAUUGAAUCGGACAAAUCACUAUGUGAAGUGUUGUGUGACGCACAAGGGAAAGUAUUGGAGAAAGGAGAUAUUGUAAGGAUGCCUAAACUGGCAGAAACGCUACAGAUCCUGGCAGAUGAUCCUGAGUCGUUCUACAGUGGUCGGUUAGCUCAACAAAUUGUCAAAGACAUUCAACAAGCAGGUGGAAUAGUUACAGAAAGAGAUCUGAAAGAUUAUACAGUUGAAAUUAGCGAGAAUCCACUUCGGUAUCAACUCGGUGACUACACCCUAAUCAGUCCUAAGGCUCCCUUGAGUGGUCCUGUCCUUGGCCUUAUUCUUAACAUUCUGAAGGGUUUUAAUUUUACAAGCGAAAGUGUAAAACCUGCAUCUUUGGGACUGACCUACCACCGCAUUGUAGAAGCUUUCCGCUUUGCUUAUGCUAAGAGGACUUUGCUAGGGGAUCCUAACUUUGUCAACCUAACAGAGGUGAUGAAGAAUUUGACUUCAGAUUUCUUUGCAGAGAGCUUGAGACAGAAAAUCACAGAUGAUACCACUCACCAAUCUGAUUACUAUGAGCCCUUAUUUUAUGUUCCAGACAGCUAUGGCACAGCACACUUGUCAGUUGUAGCAGAAGAUGGAAGUGCAGUAUCGGCCACGAGUACCAUUAACCAAUACUUUGGCUCUAAGGUGCGCUCCAAUGUCACAGGGAUCAUCUACAAUGAUGAGAUGGAUGAUUUUGGAUCACCUUUGAUAGUCAAUGGAUUUGGAAUCCCUCCAUCACCGGCUAAUUUUAUCAGACCAGGGAAGAGGCCCCUCUCCUCUAUGUGCCCCUCCAUCAUUUUGGAUAAGAAUAAUAAAGUGCAUAUGGUUAUUGGAGCCUCCGGAGGAACUAGAAUCACAACAGCAACAGCACUGGUCAUUAUGAACUCGCUUUGGUUUGGUCAUGAUAUUGAGAAAUCAGUGGAGUUGGCGAGAAUGCACAAUCAGUUAUUCCCAAAUGACACCAACCUAGAAGAGACCAUGGAGCAGAGUGUUGAAAAAGAACUAGUGAAACGUCAUCAUAAUGUGGUAUAUACUAAAAGGGUCGGGUCUGUGGUCCAGGCUGUUGUACGGACAGGAAACAAGUGGGCAGCAGCUUCAGACACAAGGAAGGGAGGAUAUCCAGCAGGCUACUGACCUUUAGCAAUGAACUGAUAACUGUGAAGCUCUCACUGAGUGCAUUGUCCGGCACUUUGUAAGUGGCUUACAACUAACUUCCAUAUAUUCUCCACUCCUACUAUGACACCUUCACUCAGGGACUAUAUCAUGUUGACUACUAUACAAAUGCAAAGGACUUAUGCGAUUGGAUGUUCAAGCACUCUUCAAAGUGAAUAUUCAAUCCAUCACAUAAAGGGAAUUCGUUCAGUGCUGCUACAUGAUGGGACCAUAUGGAUUACUGAAAUGCUGUGACCAUGGAAUGAGUAACUGGGAAGUAACCAAGAUUUCAGAUAUACUGUUGAAAAAAAAGCAGAGCUGGACUGUACUCACUUGUGCCUUCCAUAGACCCUUAGAUUGUGACAUUGGUUAUAAGAAUUCAAUGAUCUUUAACUGAAUUGGCUGCAAUGUUAUCCUCUGUAGUUAUAAGGGUGAUUUUUGUAAAUUACACGUGACAUUUAAAGGGAAUCUGUCCGUUUACAAAAUCCUUGCCAUUUCCACUGCACUAAAGCCCCGUACACACUAUCGGACCUUUGUCCGACCAAAAUCACAUGUUCUCUAUCUAUAC